UCUUAAUAUAUAAAUAACAAAAUUCUUCUCUUCUUCCACGUGAAGAUUUGACUUCAACUUUACCUUUGCCUUGGCGUUUUACGUUCCAGUAAGAGAGCGAGAGUCCAAUGGGUCUUUGGGAUUACAUUACCGCCACAACCGAUUCACUUAAAAACAACACACCAGAUCUGACGCUGGUGAAGAACUGGUGUUCAACCUCUUACGGAUACACCAAAUACGCCGUCACCGACAUUGGCGGCGCCAUAAAAGAUAACGCCGGCAAGGUAAUCACUCGCUACGGACCUGACGAGAAAACCAAGUCUAAACUCGUCCCGUUGGCCACCAGCGUUGCUAAAUACUCGGUUGUGGAGGGUCUUAAAUUCGUCCCAGGGGGUGUUCCUACUUAUAAUGUUCUGAAAAAAUCGUUUAAUGAUUUGAAAAAAUUGGAGGAGGAUCCAAAGGUGGAAGUAAAAAACUUGGAAGAUAAAGUAAGGGUAUUGGAGAAAGAAGUGGAAAAGGUCAAGAAAUUAGUUGAGGAAAUGGAGUGUAUGAACAACAAAGCUACGAUUGUUGAAAGUGAGAAAACCGAGAAUGUGGUUAGUGUUAGACAUUUAUAUGUAUAAACUGAAAUAUAUAUGUUUAAGUAUAAAGUGCGGAAUUAAUCAAACAUAUAUGCACUAUAAUUUAAGGAUCGAAA
Messenger RNA from Cannabis sativa, 676 nucleotides. RefSeq lists its product as uncharacterized. The coding region runs from base 108 to 602 and encodes 164 amino acids. The transcript has 2 exons. NCBI's taxonomy places the organism in Eukaryota, Viridiplantae, Streptophyta, Magnoliopsida, Rosales, Cannabaceae. The record is from RefSeq and is a predicted model, not a curated record.